AUGCACUGGUCCAAUAAUAUUAUGAUGAAAUAAUAUGAAAACCGUGCUUUUGUUUACAUUUAUUUGUAUCGUGGAGUCGACCUUAUCAAACAUGACUCAACGCCUCAUCCGCUCAUGCGAAAUUUGCAAGCUUCCAGUCAACUUUCCGUCUUAGUACAGUGAAGUUCUUAGCAACAGAAAGUUCUAUAAAAUCAUCCAAAUCAUCUCGUAAGACACUUCAUUAGUUCGCACUAUGGAUAAUAACAAUAAACUGGCUGUCGCCAUCAGAAGACGAUUCAUUCCAUAUAAAUUGACAGAUGAUCAAAUUGCUGAAAUUUGCAAAGUAAUUAAUGCAUUUCAUAAACACAACAAAAAUGCAUUCCAAGAAAUGGUUAAUCAAAUGGAUGAUGACUUACUCUCUCUUAGUGGCAAAUAUUUACGUGAUAAUAAUAGUCCGAUAGAAAGUGACAUGGAAAAUAUCUUUCAUCAUACUUUAUUACGCAUGCGGUUUUACACUACGUGCACUUCUGUUGAAAAUGCAAUAACUAGCAAGGAUAAAAUAAAAGAGAAAGAAGAACAAAAAAAGAUGGAAGAAGAAAAGAUAUUGGAAUAUCUUCAGAAACAUUUGACUUCAAUUUCAACCUGGGAAGGUUCCACAACUUCAAUGCUACUAUAUCACGUAAAACAAGCUACAUUUUUUGCAUACCAAGUGAAAUUCUUCUCUAAUUAUAAAAAGCUACCAUGGAAUAAGCUCGUCUUUUACAUGCAACAAUAUUAUAAAUAUUUCACUUCACCAGAUAAAAUUCAUUUACUACAAAUUGGAUAUAUUUCAAUCAAAAAUUUAAAAACCUGCGUUGACUUAUUUAAAAAUUCUAUUGAGAAUUUGAAAAACAAAAUUCCAAUUUCGAAAAAAAAACCAUCGUCAAAAAAACCCAACGGACUUCAAAGUAAUUUAGAUACAAAAGCGGAUGCUGAAAACCCAAUUAAUGAUUUAUAUAACAACAUCAGAGAUAUUUAUGUGCUGGAAAAAAUGGAGAUGAUUUUGGAAGGCAUUACAUUAAAAUCUAUACAUAGUAAUUUACGCCAAUUGCAAGUACUUGGCGAAAACAUCAAAAGCACUGAAUUGUCGCCAAAUAUUUCUCAAACUCUGCUAGGCUAUCUCGACGAGUAUUUUACGAAGGAUUGUAUUCAAGGAUUAAAGAAGCUAAGAAAUACAAUAUCUCAUUUAUCCCGUCUUCCACAGUUGAGUGAUGAAGUUACUAUGGAAAUUAAAUUACUUCUGUGUGAAAUCUCUUUUGUUUUCCAUUCUAUAAUACCGAAUUACCGAUCAAUACUCGCGAAUAAAAUUAAGAAUGUGAAUACAAUUGAUGUUGAAUUGCCAUGUUGUUAUACUUUACUAAAUACAGCUAAUUUAUCAUCAGCUUUAGCAAAAGAUUUGAAUUUCACUUCAUAUCCAUUCAAGGCAAAACCACCUAUAGAAAGAAUCGACAGAAUUCAAGUUGAGUUAGACAAGACUGACACAAUUGAAUACAGUUAUUGUUUGGAAAUGUUGGAACAUAUUUUAAAAUGCACUCCAGUUGAUCAGAGAGAACUUGAAAUAGUACUGUUGAUAAUGUUGAAGAAUUUAGAUGAAGAACAACACAUAUUGAACCAAAAUAACGAAUGGUUCCUUGAUAAAUAUCCAAUUUUGACUGGAAAACAACUCAGAAAUCACCUCGCGCAUGGUGAUCCUAUUGUGGAAUUGCUAGGCAUAGAUACAAAGAUGGCUGUUAAUGAUACUGCAAGACUACUCACUGAAAAUAAUGAACAGAAAGACCAGAGAAUUCAAAAAAUAACGGAAAGUCUACCAAUUAAUGAUUUACAUAUCCUGGAUACACCAGAGUUAAACAGAUUAAGCAAAAUGGCGAAUUUAUUUGAGAGUAUUCUCAAUGGUACUUUAGAAAAAGUACAAACUGUAUUAGACACUAUUGAUGAAGAGUGGAUCGAGUGGCGGAAUCCAUCCAACUUUAACAUGUUGCAGCUUGCUGCACAAAACCGAAAUGAUGAUUUGGAACUGUUUGAGUUCAUUUAUAAUAACACUCAUGAUCUAUUUCUUGUACUUGAUGAUAGACAAUAUACAAUUGCUCAACUUGGUGAAUCAGUGGGAAAUGUCAGGAUAGUGAAACGCAUUUAUGAGAUUGUCAUUUGUUACUUCCUUGCGGAAGCCUGUAAUUUACCAAUUAAUAUGGCUGCAACUUUCAGCGAUUACAAUAUCUCCAAUGUAAAGGAUAUUGUCCAAUUUCUGGCAAGUAGGAAGAAACGCUACAUAAUGGAAAUGGAAUGGAAUUUCUGGACGUGUUUGAGUAUAUAUGGAAUAUGUUGUGAUGACGAUUCAUAUCUUCAGAAAAUAACACAAUUGUUAUAUUAUAAAACAUUUAAGGAUAUUGAUGAAACUUCACCUACAUGCCAUACUGCAUGCAUUUUUGGAGCUACGAAUGUGGUGCAAUAUCUAAUCAAUACUGGUUAUAAUCUAAACCUUGCUACGAAUAAAAAUGAAACUGCAUUAGCAAUGGCAAUCGAGUACAAAAGAAACGAUAUUAAAUUAUUGUUACUUAAAAACGGAGCAGCGGUUUAUGAUGAACAUCUUAACAAUGAGGAUAAAACAUUAAUUGCAUCUCUGAACAGUGAAAGACAUCAGGAAUUGUGGGAAUGUAUUAAACUUGGGGACGUCAAUUGCUUUCAGAAGUUUUUAAUCAAUGGUCGCGAAUUAUUAGGCCCUACCCGAAUGGCUGAUGGAUGGAAUUGUAUGCAUUUUGCUGUUUUAAGUGAUAAUCCUGAUAUGAUAAAGGAAAUAUAUCUACAAUUCCCUCAUUUACUCAACACAUCCGAUAAAAAUAGAAAGACACCAUUGGACUUAGCGAUCGAGCGAAAUUGUUAUCCAGUUUUAGAUAUAAUUUUGCAACUGAUUAUAACUGAUUGUUUUAUACGACCUGUAUCUUUCCAAAUACUUGUCCAAAGCAUCGACCAAUUAGGCAAUGACUACAACAUUUCAGAAUCUGUAUUAAGCAGAACAUUAUUUGCAAUAGAAACGCACGAUUGUUUUUAUAUUCAAUAUUGGGCAACAAUAUUACUCAGAAAAUUUUGGAAAAAGAACAACACACCCCAGAACAAAUCAAAUCUUUAUACGUCUUUCUUUCGGUCUACGUUGUCGCCGUUUGAUGAUGAAAUUACUAUGCCGAUAACAUAUGAACGCAUACAUUUAUUCAUUGACGUCUUCAUGUGCAAUGAUUCCUUGCAGGUGCAUUACGAAGAUAUGCAAAGCAAGUUUCAGCAAUUAUUGCAUAUGAUAGACAUGUGCCCUCCACUAGGUCCUAUUUUUAAUGAGAUUAUAGUGCGAUUGGGAAAUGCUGAUUUUACAAUUUUUUACGUUCCAAUAUUGGCAAGAAUUGCUCAUUAUGCUUUCGAGACCCUUUCCGAGAAUCUACCGAUUCAACGUUUUGCAAUUAAACUGGUAGAUGUAGCAGGUAAAAAUGGAUUUCGGCCGCCACUAACUGCUGAUGAGCUUCGUGCUCCGUUACAUAAAACUUUGUCGUUGUCCCAACAGGAUGAUGCCAUUAAAUUAUGUGCCAAAAUAUAUGUGGAGUACUUUCUCAGUGGUGAACUAACUUCAGAAAAGAUUGGAAACCAAAUACAAAACGACAUCAAUUGUUGGGGCCUUGAGGAGGAUGUGAUGAGAAAGUUCCUGACUGGAAUUGAAGCAUGUGGUACAAUUAAAAUAGUAACUGUAAAUCAUUAACAAUGUAAGCAAUGCAUCCACCAAUAUCGGCUGCCAGUGUUUGGAUCCCGUCCCAACCACCAGUAUUUACAGGCGCGUAGCAGUGCAUCUUCCCCCACUGCUAUAUUCGGGUAGUGCGUAACUAUAAGGGGGCAACCAGCGGUAGUUCUCUGGAUUUCUCACUCUUCCUUUUCGUAACUUCAAUUUGGAUCGCGCAUAGGAUACGUACACCUUUCCAUUUCUACAGCACGGCGUAUUUCCCACUGUGGUAAAACAAAACUUGUUAGUAAAUAUUUGAAUCGAAAAAUUUUGUAUUUUCAAAAAACUUAUUUUUCAACAUCUAUCAAAGUAAAUUGCAUAUUGCGCCUUAAUUAUUAGUAUUAAGAAACUCUAUCACAAUCUAUGUGUCUGGCACAAUUGACUUGUACAAACUGUAAUUUCAUAUCUUAAUUAGUAAAAUGGAUUUCGAAACUUAA
Messenger RNA from Dalotia coriaria, 4209 nucleotides. RefSeq lists its product as uncharacterized. Gene Ontology annotation, molecular function: protein binding. The transcript is spliced from 7 exons. NCBI's taxonomy places the organism in Eukaryota, Metazoa, Arthropoda, Insecta, Coleoptera, Staphylinidae. The record is from RefSeq and is a predicted model, not a curated record. Bases 233 to 3754 code for a protein of 1173 amino acids.